This is a messenger RNA of Lobosporangium transversale, 1302 nucleotides long. RefSeq names its product Elongator complex protein 5. NCBI's taxonomy places the organism in Eukaryota, Fungi, Mortierellomycota, Mortierellomycetes, Mortierellales, Mortierellaceae. Gene Ontology annotation, molecular function: tRNA binding. The transcript has 4 exons. Gene Ontology annotation, biological process: tRNA wobble uridine modification. Gene Ontology annotation, cellular component: elongator holoenzyme complex; nucleus; cytosol. The record is from RefSeq and is a predicted model, not a curated record. Bases 228 to 1268 code for a protein of 346 amino acids.
CCCAUUUGGAGAUGGCGAAGCUGUGAAAGAAUCCGCAUUCAACCACAGGCAGUCACGAUUUCAGUUUUUAUUAUUUUUUGUUCAUUCUCAUUCUUCAAUGCCGUUGUCAUUCCUGGGAGUAGAAAGGACAGUUGCAACCAGCGAGGCAAAGAAUAAUUUAUUGAGAACAGUACUGGACAGCAAACACCAUUCGUAUAAUACAGACAUACACACGAAACGCAGAAAACAUGGCGACAAUUCUUGAAAAGAUUCUCAUGGGAAAAGAGCCAUCGCCUUUUAUCCUCGUCAAAGAUACUUUAGAACAAUCCGGGCAACUCCUUGGAUUACAGUUGCUUAGCAAGACACCUAAAGAUCAUGUCAUUAUCUUGGUCUGUGCAGAGGAUGCUCCCGAUCGACUUUUGACAUUGGUUAAAGGAGAGCAUCAAAAGGUUAUCAUCGAUUGUUAUUCCAAUCCUCUUGGAUGGACAUCUGAAUUUGCACCCAGUUUGACAGAGUAUAAAUCAUUCAGUAAUGUCUCUAGUGUUGUCUCUUGCGACCUACGAAAUAUUCGGAAAGUGAGCAAGGCGAUCACCGAAAUUAUUUCCAACCGAUGCUCAAAUUUUACGAUAUAUUUUGACUCUUUAAGCCAGCUUUUGAUUACCUCCGUACCGAACACGUUCAAUUUGAUCCGAUCAACUACAGGAUUGCUAGCAGAUAAUUCAAGGAUAAUCGCAGUACAUCACGAAGAUGUUCCAGAUGCAGAUAGUUUCUCACCCGAUGCUUCAAAGCCAUUUGCCUCGAAUAGCCUUGCUCAUAUUGCCACAACACUAAUUACCGUCAAGAAUACAGAGGCCAUUCGGCUAGAACAGGAAGAUUUGCGUAAGGGGAUCGUAGCAGCCAAAGAAUUUUGCUACCUGACAGUCCAUGGUAAUGUCUGGAAUUCCGCUGUAUGCGAAAUCGAGCACAAGAGGAAAUCUGGAAAAGUAACGCGAGAGACGAAUGCUUAUCAUCUGGAAUCACCUACUGGAGAUUUGAUUGUGAUGAACGUUUGGGAUCUUGUAGGUGAAAUGCCUGAUAUUGAAAGACUGGAUCUAGAAGAGUCACAAACUGUGGAUCCUGCAGCCAAUCUAUCAUUCAAUCUUAACCUUACGGAGGAACAAAGAAAGGCAAAGAACGACACCGUAUUGCCGUAUUUGAAAACCCAAGAAUCGACUGGAGCAAUUUAUUACGAACCAGAUGCCGCUGAUGAUUUUGACGACGAUGACCCAGACGAUGACUUGACUAUUUAACGGCACUAUGGUCUCUACAUAGGACAACAUUUAC